CGAGAGAAAGUAUGAACACUUGGACACAAUCUCCACUUAGUUUUCAACACAUUCUUCAGGUCCACUUAUCCCCAUACUACUGUAGAUCUGCUAUACCGGUGAGAUCGAUGGCUUUCCACAUUGGUACACAUGAUCCUGCGGAUACUUGUGCUACUCCACCCAGAUGGCCAGAGAUAAUCUGAGACGAAUCAAAUCAAGUGAAGCACAGGAUUGACUCUCCACAGAACCUGAGAGGUAACGGCAACGUCAGAGCUGUGGAGGCUGAUGUCAGAAAUGUUGGCAGCGAGAACAGUGUCACAUUUGUGUUCUGAGAUGGUGGUUACAAGAUUCUCAUCUCUCCUACAACAGAUUCUGCUAUGACUGUGGAUGUGAGCCUGGGUGACUGUCCAUAUGGCACUCAAUGCAAAGACAACAGGUGGAGCUCUGAUGGAAUACAUCAGAGCCCCCAGGGCGAGGUACACAAUAGUCGGGGAAGCCAUUCGUUUUGUCGUCCCAGCGCAUCUACAAUGCUCUAUUGGAUGUGGAGGCCAAGCCUGCAAGUAUGAUGACCCAAAUCACUGGAGUGAUCAGGACCAGGCCAUAAAAGGACUCUACUCAUCCUGGGUUACUGAUAACCUUCUUGCUACUUCCAGACCCUCAACAGAAAUUAUUGAGAAAUAUAAUAUUAUUGAUCAAUUCAGAAGGAAUGGUAUUAAAACAGUGAUCAACCUGCAGACUCCUGGUGAACAUGCCAGCUGUGGAAACCCCCUAGAACCUGAAAGUGGCUUCUCAUACCGUCCAGAGGUCUUCAUGGAAAACAACAUUUAUUUCUAUAAUUUUGGCUGGAGUGACUAUGGAGUAGCCACCCUCACCACUGUGUUGGACAUGGUGAAGGUCAUGGCCUUUGCACUGCAGGAGGGGAAGAUAGCAGUCCAUUGUCAUGCUGGUCUUGGCAGAACAGGUGUGCUGUUGGCAUGUUUCAUAGCCUAUGCCACAAGGAUGACCGCCAACCAGGCUAUUUUAUAUGUACGAGCAAAACGGCCUAAUUCCAUCCAGACCAGGGGUCAGCUGCGGUGUGUUCGACAGUUCGUCCAGUUUCUUACCCCUCUGAGGAGUGUGUUUUCCUGUGCUGCACCCAAAUCAAACCCUGUCACGCUGUGCCAGUACUUAAAUCGCCAAAGACACAUGUUACACGGUUAUGAGAGAAGAAAGCUGAGAAACCUCCCAAAGAUUGUCCAACUGGUGUGUAGGCUGUUACUGGACAUAGCAGAGAAUCGACAGGUGAUUGAAGAAGACAUACUGGAGGCCCCUGACAUCCAAGACAUCGAGAUGCAUCUCAGUGUCAUUGAGAAACUCGGCCCUGAGUUUUUUUCAAAGGAGCCCCGUUUGCCAGGUACCCCCACCUUACCUAGGCAUUUCAAUGAGCCACCUAUCUUUUACCAUCGCAAAAGUCUCAGCUACAGUGAGUCCGACUUGAGACGACUGGGAUCAGAGCUCAACCUCCUCACGCGCCUCGGCACCCUGUCACAAAGUAAUGCAGAAAUAUCCGCAUCUGAACCCAAGGUCCCUGUAAUACAAGACUGGAAUAGCAAUGCAUCUUUGAACUCAAACUGUUCUAAAGGCUCACUCUGGGAGGUGAAGAAUGUGGAAAACCAAAAAGACGGUUCCAUUCUGCUGAGGCGGAAAAUUAUCCAACGUAGUGAGUCUGUAGGACCCAAUGAAAAUACCAAACAAGGUAACAUAUUGUCCAGAUGGAAGGCUGAACAGAGGGAAGUAGCAUUAAAUGGGAUGAAAUCUGAAGUUAAAGAAGAACAGUCAGAGGUGCCCUUCAUCACCCUACAGUCAGAGUUGUCCCCGGAGGCCAGGAGGUUGCUCGUAGCGCAGGCCUUGGCUGUUGACCUUUUUCUGGAUGGAGAAGAAGCUCAUAAGAGUAAAGCACUGACCUGGCAGGCCGAGCUGAACCAAGGUGGAGCAUGGGAAAGGCUGUGCAUGGAGAGGGAUCCUUUCAUCCUAAGUGGGCUGAUGUGGGCAUGGUUAGAGCAGCUCAAAGAGCCAGUGAUCUCCAUCCAGGAUGCCAAAAAACUGAACCCUGAAGACACCGAUGCUCAAACGGUUCUCUCCUCACUUGACCAGGCGCCUAGAGAAACAUUAACAAGCAUCCUACACUGUAUGGCCAAUAUGGAGAGUAUACCCGAGGAGGUUGAAAAUGCAUUCCUGAAUCGUACCAUUAAAGCUUUUACUUGGAAGCAAAAUAAUACUGAGGAUGGAAGUGAAGUGUACAAGUCCAUGACUACAGUCCUGAGGAGAGUCUUAGAGGACAUGAGAGAUAUCCCCGACCCUGAAGACAAAACACCAAUUUCUCCUACUUUGUAUUAUAUUCAAUAAGACAUACCAGUCACAUGUAGGUGGUGAACUGCCUGUAUCUCCAUGUGGAGGCUUGAAGUUAAAUAUAUAUUUGUGUGCCUUGUGACAUUACGGUUUAAUGUGAAGCUGAUUAGUUUUAUUACCAACACAGAAUGUACCACAGUAUCAUCUUACCUCGCUAGUGAGAAAAUACAUUGAAGAACAUGUGAAGAGAAAAACUGCAAUGCAUUAAGCCUUAACAGCAGUCAGAUUAAAUGUUAACAUACCUCAGUUCUAAAUGUUCUUUAUGACUGUAUAGAACAUAAUCCUUACACAUCUUCAGAUAACAUUUAUUAGAAGAACCAAAUGUGUGCACAUGUAAGUGAAAAUAUCUAAUUUUAAGACAGAAAAUAUGACUAAAAGUCACAAAUAACAGAUGUCGACUGUAGGUAAUUUGAUUAUUUUAGUUAGAACAUUCUCAGAUAAUGGAUCAUGGAAGAUAUCUUGUGGUUUUUGGUAACAGAAACACCAUACAUCUGUCCAGGUGAUUCAUACAUGUACAUUUCUUUCUGUAUGUUACAUAUUAAACCUUAAAGAGAGACAACAUUCCAUUGUGAGGUCAAAUUUUGCACAUCAAAAUGCUGGGAAGAGGAUUACAUGAUGAACAUUCCUCUUUUUUUGUGACCUCCAGACAAUAUUUACUGACAUGUUUUAUCACACAGUGUUAAUGCCUUUGCUAGAAUAUAGUGUUUUUUUAAUUGUAAAGGAUGUUAUCUGUUUUGUAAACAUAGACCGACCACGAAAACUGACAACGUAUAUGCAUAAUAUAUGAUAUGUGAUAAGCAUAUUUGGUUAUCAGUUGAGCAUAAAAGCAAAUUAUAUGU
Molecule: messenger RNA, 3206 nt
Organism: Sphaeramia orbicularis (orbiculate cardinalfish)
Lineage: Eukaryota; Metazoa; Chordata; Actinopteri; Kurtiformes; Apogonidae
Gene: ptpdc1b
Product: protein tyrosine phosphatase domain containing 1b
Exons: 10
Coding region: 391-2364 (657 amino acids)
Biological process (GO): cilium assembly; protein dephosphorylation
Molecular function (GO): protein tyrosine phosphatase activity
Source: RefSeq, a predicted model, not a curated record